CCUACUUAUUGUCCUAAAAACGUUUACUAUUUAUAGGUUUCCUUAAUAUUAAUUCGCAUGAUUAUCGAUUAAUGAUUAACGACUUAAGUCUAGUCUAUCAAUAAUUUGCCUUUCGGCUCUUAUAUUAAUUUGAAUUUUGAAUUUUUUAAAACCGACUAAACGAAUUAGCAUUUAUAAGGUUCUUACGUUAGAGUUAAUGCUUUUAAAGUGAUCUCACUACUUAUUUUAUUUAUUAACAACAGUACCUAUUUAGCCAUUUUGAACAUAAGUUUUUUUUCUUUAUCAUUAACGUAGUAACGUAUAACAUAGGUAAUAGUGAUCACGGCGUAAUAAAUUUAAAGUCAAAAAACUAAUCUUUUAAAACCGUAUUUUUAAACGAAAAUUAAAUUUCACAAUGAGCAAACCGGUUUCUUAUUCAGAAGAUCAAUUAGCAGAAAUGGAAGAAGCAUUUCAAUUGUUUGAUAACAGAGGUGACAAUAAAAUACACAUAUCACAUAUUGGCAAUGCUCUUCGUGCUUUAGGUCAAAAUCCUACAGAAUCAGAUGUAAAGAAGUUUGCACAACAGCAUAAAACUGAUGAACGCAUUCCAUUCGAAGUAUUUUUACCUAUUUAUCAAGCUAUAUCUAAAAAUCGUUCCUCAAAUACAGCUGAUGAUUUUAAUGAAGGUUUACGACACUUUGAUAAAGAAGGAAAUGGAUUUAUAUCAUCUGCAGAAUUACGCCACUUACUUACUACGCUUGGAGAAAAACUUACUGAUGAAGAAGUUGAACAAUUAUUGACUGGGCAAGAAGAUUCUUUAGGUAACAUAAACUAUGAGGAAUUUGUGCGUUCUGUAACAUCGGGUUGAAUUCUUCAAUAAUUUUUUAGUAUAUAUUUAAUUCAUCAUAUCUAAUCAUUAUUUACACAUUUUAAAUACAACAUACUU
Messenger RNA from Melanaphis sacchari, 925 nucleotides. Its product is annotated as myosin-2 essential light chain-like. The coding region runs from base 395 to 847 and encodes 150 amino acids. The record is from RefSeq and is a predicted model, not a curated record. Gene Ontology annotation, molecular function: myosin heavy chain binding; calcium ion binding. NCBI's taxonomy places the organism in Eukaryota, Metazoa, Arthropoda, Insecta, Hemiptera, Aphididae. Gene Ontology annotation, cellular component: myosin II complex. The transcript is spliced from 5 exons.